AUGAGCGAAGGCCGUGAGAAGGCUCGUCCAAGUCCAUCAUCGAUGGUUCCAUUUCCUAGAGACCCAGAUUUUGUCGAUCGGUCAGAAAUUAUUGUGCGAAUAAACGAGGGAUUAUCUCAGCCAGGAGCAAGAAUAGGUUUAGCCGGGAUUGGGGGUGUUGGGAAGUCCCAACUGGCCGUCGAAGCCUCAUAUCGACUCCGGCUUCACAAUUCGCAGAUAUGGGUCUUCUGGAUCUAUGCAGGGAGUGCUGCCCGAUUCAAGCUGAGUUUGGAAGAGAUUGCGACUCGAACAGGAAUCCAGGGCCAGGGAGAUCCCGGAGCGAAUGUAUUCGAGUUAGUUGAGGCAUGGCUCAAUAGUGAAGAAAGUGGCAAGUGGGUGAUCAUACUCGAUAACGUUGAUGACGAUCGAUUCCUUCGUGAGCGCCCGGCACCCGACCCACCAACGCAAGAGAAGCCGCGCAAGCCCUUGCUCAACUAUAUCCCAAAAACCCGUGGUGCAGUCGUUGUGACUGGUCGGAAUGAAAAAGCCGUUGUGAAGAUUGUUGCUCGCAGGAACCUGAUUCAGAUCAAGCCCCUACUAGAGUCUGAGGCUAUUGAUCUUCUGCACAAGAAACUUCUACUGCCUGGGCAUGAAACAAAAGUCAGCAACCUAGACACUUCAAAGAGACUUGUCAGAGAACUAGGCUUCUUGCCAUUGGCCAUUUGUCAAGCAGCCGGGUUCAUUUCUUAUUUUUCACCACGUUGCUCAGUCUCUCAGUAUCUUGAGAAAUUCCUCAACAGCGAUCAUAGUGCCGUCAUGCUCUUAGAACAUGAAGUACCCGAGGAGGACUCACUCAAUAGAGACUGGGAGGCAGAGAACUCCAUCGCAACGACGUGGCAACUUUCAUUCGAUCACAUUGCGCGAGUACACCCUCCUGCCGCGGAUUUAUUAUCAUUGAUGUGCUUUUUCGAUCGCAACGAAAUCCCAGAAUGCGUUCUCAAGGUGCCACCGAAAAGCUCCACGCAACAGACGGGGUUGGAAAGCAACAACAAGAAAAGAUCACACUCAGAAAUGGAAGACUCAGAUCAAGAGUUCGCCGUCAAUAUCGGCGUUUUGAGAGAUUUCGCCCUCGUCACCAUGAUCAGUAGCAAAUCCUUUACCAUGCAUAAGCUUGUACGAUUGAUUACCCAGGCCUGGCUGCGGAAACAACUGGACAGGUUCGACUUCUGGUAUACGCAAUUCAUCAAUAAUCUUCGCCGCGAGUUUCCGAGAAAGUUCGAGAAAGCCGAGGAUCUCGAAAAGGGCCAUCUCCUCUCUCCGAGUAUUUUCCAGAUCUAUUCUUUUGCCGUUGAACGGCAGCAAAGAUCGAAACACCCCCAGCCAGAAAUGACAGCUGGAGAAUAUCAUCUACUUGAGAUGAUACGACUCUACGAAACAAACGCUAGAGAGAGGGCCAUGAUAGACUUUCUCAACGAUAAGAUGGCCCUUGCCAUUCGACGGCUACACCGACGAAUAGCGGAAAUCCCACCAAAUCUAAACUCUGAGUCCGGUGAAAUGCUGCGACUUGACACAGAGAGUCUAAUGCACGACAACCAGCUGGAUAUCAACCGGAGGCUUCCCAUGUUAGCCGCAUCUCAAGAGCACUUUCAAGACAUAGACAAUAUGAUGAAGCGAGUGGAUGAGUCUGGUCAAAAUAUUACUGUUCCCUUUACCGAUGCACUGGCCUCUGGAUUGGAUUUCAUGAAAAGUGUCAUAUCUACUUCUAAUACAAGCAAGGUAAUUGGCCUGGCAAGCAGGAUACUCAGGUGCUGCGAGGAAAUAGACAAGGAAUUUAUGGAGAAUUACGGAGCUCAACAUUCAUCAUAA
This is a messenger RNA of Penicillium cinerascens, 1845 nucleotides long. Its product is annotated as Tetratricopeptide-like helical. Bases 1 to 1845 code for a protein of 614 amino acids. The record is from RefSeq and is a predicted model, not a curated record. The transcript is spliced from 2 exons. NCBI's taxonomy places the organism in Eukaryota, Fungi, Ascomycota, Eurotiomycetes, Eurotiales, Aspergillaceae.